Messenger RNA from Auxenochlorella protothecoides, 1050 nucleotides. Its product is annotated as LSM14-like protein B. Bases 1 to 1050 code for a protein of 349 amino acids. The transcript is spliced from 8 exons. The record is from RefSeq and is a predicted model, not a curated record. NCBI's taxonomy places the organism in Eukaryota, Viridiplantae, Chlorophyta, Trebouxiophyceae, Chlorellales, Chlorellaceae.
AUGAGCCUCGUGAGCUCGGGCGAUGUCCGGUAUCAGGGAGUCCUGAACCAUGUGGACAUGGCCAACUCCCGCAUCACACUCGUGAACGUCCGCUGUUAUGGCUCGGAAGGCCGCCGAGACCCGGGACCUCAGGUGGAGGGCACCGACGAAGUGUAUGCGUAUGUAGUGUUCAACGGAUCGGAGAUCAAGGAGCUGACGGUGGUCCAGCCGCCGCCCCCCGAGCCCGCGCCCACGCCGCCGAUGGACCGCGCCAUCCUCACCUCCAGCAGCGUGGCUCCGGGCCCGCCCGCGCCCAGCGUGCCCAGCGCCUGGGGCACGUCGACCGCCUCCAGCUACUCCGUGCCGGAGGCCCCCGCCUCCGCGUCGGCCUUUGGUUCCUCGCCCUGGGGCCAGGUUGGGGUCGUGUCUGAUGCCUUGCUUGUGGUCGGCAGGGUUUUUGGAACGGGUGUGUUCACGUGGCAAGCCGGAGCACCGGAGGACUUUGACUUUGAGGGCGGCCUCGCCAAGUUCUCCAAGGAGAAGAUCGAUGAGGGGGUCGUUGAUGCCCUGCCCAAGGAGAAGGUCUACCAAAAGGACGACUUUUUUGACGAGCUGUCCUGUGACGCCCUGAGCCGAGGCCCCCACGGCGUGCGGCCGGAUGGCAGGGCGCGUGCAAUGGCGCAGCGCAAGACAGACUUUGAGACCUUCGGGAAGACCGGGGAUGUAAGGCGGGGAGGCUUCGGACGAGGCGACAGGGAUCAGGCGCCCCCUCCCUCCAUAACCUACGACAACGCGCUGCGCCUCGCUCACUCCACGCUGGCCGCCCUUCAGCAGAAGCUGUCAACCGUCUCAAGCAUCACCGCGCCCGACCUGUCUGCUCUGCACAGCGCGGAGCUGGGGCGGCACCUGGGCUCGGGCGUGGAGGUGCAGCCCGACGUGCAUGCUGUGCUGACUGGGCUCCUCACAGCGCUGCUGCAGCAGGGCAGCCACGCCUCGACGCGGCAGUCGCGCGAGCUGACCGACGCCCUAGCUGCCGUGGUGAGCGGGGGGGAGCAGGGGGGAAUGGCCUGA